AUGAAUACUCCCAACCUCUGGAAGCCACCAGAAGUACAAUAUUGCUUUGACUUUGUUAACAAUUCCUGCCCUAGACAUGUGAGGCCUGCCAUUAGUGUUUGGGUCAUGUACAUGGUCAUGAUUAGUGCAAUAGUAAUGACAAUGCUUGGAAACUUGGUGGUCAUCAUCUCCAUCUCCCACUUCAAGCAGCUCCACUCUCCAACCAACUUCCUGAUCCUCUCCAUGGCAAUAACAGACUUUUUGAUGAGUUGUAUGGUGAUGCCCUUCAGCAUGAUCAGGUCCAUUGAAGCCUGCUGGUAUUUUGGAAGGUUUUUUUGUAGAGUACACAGCAGUUUUGACAUUAUGCUCAGUACAACUUCCAUUUUCCAUCUCUGUUUCAUCUCUGUGGACCGCUACUAUGCUGUGUGUAAGCCCUUACAUUAUGUCACCAAAAUCACCAUUCCAGUAAUCCAGGUCUUUUUGCUCAUCAGCUGGUUCAUCCCAAUCUUCUUUGCCUUUGGUCUUAUAUUUUCAGACUUAAACAUCAUUGGUAUUGAAGAGUUUGUGGCAACAAUUGACUGUGAGGGUCUAUGUGCACUAAUGUUUAACAAAUUCUGGGGGACAAUGUCAUCUUUCAUAUCUUUUUUCCUUCCUGGUACAGUAAUAGUGGGAGUUUACAUACACAUAUUUUCUGUAGCCAGAAAACAUGCCAAGCAGAUUGAUACUCUUCCUAAUUUGAAGCAGGUCCAAGGAAAAGUCAGAGAGAAAUCCUUGUCUAAGAACAAAAGCAAGGCCACCAAGACUUUGAGUAUAGUCAUGGGAGUGUUUAUUCUAUGUUGGCUGCCUUUCUUUAUUCUCAUCAUCACAGAUCCUUACAUUAAUUUCACAGUCCCCGAAGAUCUCUAUAAUGCCUUCAGUUGGCUGGGCUACUUCAAUUCCACCUUCAAUCCAAUAAUUUAUGGGAUGUUUUAUCCUUGGUUUCGUAAAGCAUUUAAGAUGAUUGUGACUGGAAUGAUCUUCCACCCAGACUCAUCUACCCUCAGUCUAUUCCCUGCACAUGCUUAG
Molecule: messenger RNA, 1044 nt
Organism: Monodelphis domestica (gray short-tailed opossum)
Lineage: Eukaryota; Metazoa; Chordata; Mammalia; Didelphimorphia; Didelphidae
Product: trace amine-associated receptor 4-like
Biological process (GO): chemosensory behavior; behavioral fear response; G protein-coupled receptor signaling pathway
Cellular component (GO): membrane
Molecular function (GO): 2-phenylethylamine receptor activity; trace-amine receptor activity
Source: RefSeq, a predicted model, not a curated record